CCCUUGGGACCUGGUCACUCCUCACCUUUGGGCUCUGGCCACUUGUCCCUUUUGUCCGUGGCCACCGUGGCCCCCGGUGCCGACGCGGGCUGUGUAUGGGCAGGCAAGGACUACGAGAACGCCGUCAGGCUGUACAGCAGCACCCUGGGCCUUUGGGUUCUGGUCACUCCUGGCCUUUGGGACCUGGUCACUCCUCACCUUUGGGCCCUGGCCACUUGUCCCUUUUGUCCCGUGGCCACCGUGGCCCCCGGUGCCGACGCGGGCUGUGUGUGGGCAGGCAAGGACUACGAGAACGCCGUCAGGCUGUACAGCAGCGCCAUCGAGCUGAACCCCUCCAACGCCAUCUACUAUGGCAACCGCAGCCUGGCCUACCUGCGCACCGAGUGCUACGGCUACGCCCUGGCCGACGCCACGCGCGCCCUCCAGCUCGACGCCAAGUACGUCAAGGGCUACUACCGGAGGGCGGCCAGCAACAUGGCCCUGGGCAAGUUCAAGGCUGCCCUGAGGGACUACGAGAUGGUGGUGAAGGUGAGGCCCAACGACAAGGACGCCAAGCUCAAGUACCAGGAGUGUCACCGCAUUGUCAAGCAGAAGGCCUUCGAGAGGGCCAUCGCCAGCGACGAGCACAAGCGCUCCGUGGUCGACUCGCUGGACAUCGAGAGCAUGACCAUCGAGGACGAGUACAGCGGCCCCAAGCUGGAGGACGGCAAGGUGACCUUGGCCUUCAUGAAGGACCUGAUGCAAUGGUACAAGGACCAGAAGAAACUCCACAGGAAAUGUGCCUACCAGAUCCUGGUGCAGGUGAAGGAGGUGCUGGCCAAGCUGCCCACCCUGGUGGAGACCACGUUGAAGGAGACAGAGAAGGUGACAGUGUGCGGGGACACCCACGGGCAGUUCUACGACCUGCUGAACAUCUUCGAGCUCAACGGGCUCCCCUCCGAGGCCAACCCUUAUAUUUUCAACGGGGACUUCGUGGACCGCGGCUCCUUCUCGGUCGAGGUCAUCCUGACGCUCUUUGGCUUCAAGCUGCUCUACCCUGACCACUUCCACCUGCUCCGAGGGAACCACGAGACGGACAACAUGAACCAGAUCUACGGCUUCGAGGGCGAGGUCAAGGCCAAGUACACGGCGCAGAUGUUCGCCCUCUUCAGCGAGGUCUUCGAGUGGCUGCCCCUGGCCCAGUGCAUCAACGGCAAAGUCCUGAUCAUGCACGGGGGGCUCUUCAGCGAGGACGGGGUGACCCUCGAUGACAUCCGCAAGAUCGAGCGGAACCGGCAGCCCCCGGACUCAGGACCGAUGUGUGACCUGCUCUGGUCUGACCCCCAGCCCCAGAACGGCCGGUCGGUCAGCAAGCGGGGGGUCAGCUGCCAGUUUGGCCCUGAUGUCCCCAAUGUCCCCAGU
This is a messenger RNA of Serinus canaria (Common canary), 1401 nucleotides long. RefSeq names its product protein phosphatase 5 catalytic subunit (gene PPP5C). The transcript is spliced from 11 exons. The annotation marks the transcript as partial. The record is from RefSeq and is a predicted model, not a curated record. Gene Ontology annotation, cellular component: nucleus; cytosol. NCBI's taxonomy places the organism in Eukaryota, Metazoa, Chordata, Aves, Passeriformes, Fringillidae. Gene Ontology annotation, molecular function: protein serine/threonine phosphatase activity; protein binding.